UGUCUAUAAAAAGCAAACCAACUCCUUUACCUUCCCGCUGAAUAAACCACCCCAUCUCUCAAGAGCCACCAAAAAUUUCCUCUCAUCUUCAUCCAAGAAAAUCAAUGGAGUUCUCAACAUUCAAUCCCUCUUCCUUUCCAUCUCUCUUCACCUCUCCUCUUCUCUUUCCCCACCACUUCAUCCCUGAAAACUACGUGCACUGGACCGAAACCCCCGAGUCUCACAUUUACUCAGCUGACCUCCCCGGUGUUAAGAAAGAAGAGAUUAGAGUGGAAGUUGAGGACUCUAGGUACCUGAUAAUCCGAACCGAGGCAACCAAUGAAUCGACUACAGAGUCUGCUAGGAGCUUCAGGAGGAAACUCCGGCUUCCGGGUAUGGUGGACGUUAAUGGUAUCUCUGCAGGGCAUGAAAAUGGAGUGUUGACAAUUACAGUACCAAGGUGUUUUGUGAGGAGGGGAUUCUAUAUUGAUCCAGCAGACUUGCCUCAAAAGCUAGGAGUUCUUGCAAGGGCUGCCUGAAUUAAAGAACAUCUGGUAGGAACUAGGUAGAAGCAAUUCUGUAAUGUUUGGAUUGAUUAGAAGUAAUAGGCAUUGAUUUGGUGGGGGUGUUGUAGAAUAUUUGAAGAUUGUACUCCAUAGAAAUUUAUUUACAAAAUUCUGAAAACAGUAUGAAGUUUAAGAUUUGAUUUGGUGGGGGAUAAGUCAUUAGAUGCAUCCUAUCGUCAGAAUCUGUUUGGGAACUGAAAAAAACUUGUUGAAGGCUUCGUGUACACGAAUAUGGUGCUAAUCGAUUUAGCUUAAUCUCUUUUUCUGUUCGAUCAAAGACAUGUUAUUAAUAUUGAGAUUAUAGUA
Messenger RNA from Ilex paraguariensis (yerba mate), 851 nucleotides. Lineage: Eukaryota; Viridiplantae; Streptophyta; Magnoliopsida; Aquifoliales; Aquifoliaceae. The record is from the annotation of a GenBank genome assembly.